CAAGAGCGGCGGAUUCCAUUCUGUCCUAUCAGCUUCGAGGCCGCCGAGCCGACCAACCAAUAAAAGCGGCGUGUGGGCGGGGCCUAGCCGCGCGCGGGGAAGAUGGCGGCCGGCGGCGUUAUGGCGAUCUAUGGGCGGCUGAAGGAACUGGGCUGCCCUGCACUAGAGGGUGUAUACCCUGUCAGAUGCUGAAGACAUACAAAAUUGCUAUCCGCCCUUCAUCUCUUCCGCUUGGACAUAUUGGAAUGGAUCUCUGUGUCAGUGUGUACCCACCUCUUCGAGAGCAGUUUUCAUCUUUCAAUAAGGAAUCACAAUCAGAUUUAAAGAUAAAAGGAAUGGCGAAGCUGGGGUACGACCUGAUGCUUUGUCGAGCUGACGAUUUGGACCUCAUCAAGGGAAAGGCCUCUGUUCAGAAGCAGCUCCAUUUCCUGCAGCAGCUGGUGGCUGUCAUUCCAGUUCAAGCUAACCUUACGCUCUCGGACUCUAAAUCAGACUCCAGUAGUUAUUCCAGCACAGGAGAAUAUUGCGAAGAAAUAGCUAGGAAGAACGAAGAAUACGUAAAGCAGGUUUUCACUAGCCCUGAUCUACAGAGAGUGCUGAAUCCAGAGUCCCCUCCCUGGAGCUCAGAGAUAAAGCAACUGCUUUUGGGCGAAGAACGAAAACAGAAAAGGGCCCUUCUGCCAAUGACUUCUCACGAGCAAACUCUCUUGGAGGCAUCAGAGGAGCUGGAGAAGACAGCAGCAGACUUGGAAAACCUAAAAGCACAGUGUUCUUUCCUCCAGGGGAAUCCCGCUGGUGUCGAUCCAUCUGACAACACCGCCACGGCUCUUCAGUCCCUCAAGCUGAUCGUUUCUGACUACAGCCAGCUGCUCACAGCCUUUGAACAAGUCUAUGAGAACGAGCUGCAGAAGCAUUGUGAGCGCCCUGCUCUUCAACUGAGCCCUUGCGACCACCUCUUCCAAACCGUGCACCACAAUCUGCUGCUGUGUUUGCAGGAGCUCCAAGGCCUGGCGCAGGUUACAGAAACCUCCGAAUGCAUUACGGCGACAGUGCAACAGAGACAUGAACAGAAAAUGUUCUGGAAGGAAAGCGCUCUAGCCACGUUACCCUCAAAGCUUGAAGAAUUGCAGCAGAAAUACAAAACCAUCCAUGCCACCCUUAAGGGCUGCCAGAGAUCCUAAA
Messenger RNA from Thamnophis elegans (Western terrestrial garter snake), 1182 nucleotides. RefSeq names its product HAUS augmin like complex subunit 7 (gene HAUS7). The record is from RefSeq and is a predicted model, not a curated record. NCBI's taxonomy places the organism in Eukaryota, Metazoa, Chordata, Lepidosauria, Squamata, Natricidae. Bases 186 to 1181 code for a protein of 331 amino acids. Gene Ontology annotation, cellular component: HAUS complex. The transcript has 10 exons. Gene Ontology annotation, molecular function: microtubule minus-end binding. Gene Ontology annotation, biological process: centrosome cycle; spindle assembly.